AUGGAGGAAGGGAAAAAAUGGCAGGAGGGAAGAUGAAAUGGACUAUAAAGAUGGUACAGAAAAGAUCAAUCUCACAUGUCUUUUGAGGAGCUACUGCGGGUGCAGAGUGAUGUGAGAACGAGAGUGUGCAAGCAGGUGACCGGUGGGAAGAAAACUGCAAAACCUACCAAAGCUACAGUGAAGCAGCAACAAGGCAAAAAGGGGCCAUUGGAGAUGUCUGCCAAGAAGCCUGUACCUUUUCUGCGACAAGUCGUCUCUGUUACAAAGAAGGUCCACAGAGACCCUCGAUUUGAUGACCUGUCUGGAGAGUAUAAGCCUGAAAUAUUUAUGAAGACAUACAGCUUCCUGGACAGCAUCAAGCAGCAGGAAAAGGAGAUGAUUCAGAAGCAGCUGAAAAAAUGCCGGAAUGCAGAGCAGAAGGAGAAACUGCAGCAGCUUCUGAACCGCAUGACACAGCAAGAACAGGCACAGAAAAAACAGCAGAAGUUGAGGGAGAGGGAGCUAUCUUUGAAGAGACAACAGAGGGAAUUGGCCAAGCAGGGAAAGAAACCCUUUUUCCUGAAGAAAUCUGAGAAGCGGAAAUUGGAGCUAGCCGAAAAGUAUGCAGAGCUGAAGAGGAGUGGAAAGCUGGAGAGCUUCCUGAACAAGAAAAGAAAGAGGAAUGCCAUCAAAGACAAGCGCCGUCUGCCCUCACAGAAGAACUUGUGAUGUGCUGUUGUCUGGCACCGGGACUCACUCUGCCCUGACCAGGCCUGGAAAAUGGGCAUCCCUCUUACCAGUACCUGCCUUUUGCUGUACAGUGAUGCUGUUAGGCAGCAGAGCAGAGGCUGAACUGAAGGGAAUAGUGCAUUUUGUAGCUGAAAUGUCCUCUUCACUUGUGGUUUGCACCAUGCCUGGGUGGUGACAAGUCUGUCAUGCAGAUGCACAUGGCGCUGACAGCUGUCUCUGUCCUUGUACCUGCUCAUCUCUUUCUCUAGCUCGAGAGCAUGAGCCCUACCCUGCAUUGCUGCCUCUACUCCAGGUCUUAUCAGACAUCAACUGAGGUGAGAAGGGACCUCAGGUGGGAGAGCUCUGGUACAACACCUGCUCAGAGCAGGGCUAGCACUGACUUCAGACCAGGUUGCCCAGGGCUUCUUCAGUUGGGUCUGGGAAUGUCCAAGGACAGACACAACCAUCUCUCUUGGCCUCUGCUCUCCUGCUUCAAGUUCUCAAGGUGAAACUUUUUUUUUUUCCCUCCUCAAGGACACCUGCUUGGUUUUAGUCCGUAGUCAUUCUAUGGUUCUCAGUGAAGUGCCUGGCUCCAUCUUCUCAGUAGCCUUGUCAUAGGUCUGGGGGGUAGGUGGGAAAGGGGUGCUGUUAGGUCUCCCCAAAGCCUUCUCUUCCUGAGGGUGAAUAAACCCUGUUCCCUCAGCCUUCCCUUGCAGUGCUCCAGCCCUUGACAACUUUCACAUCCUCAACUGGAGUCAGCCCAGAAGAACAACAUCUGUCUUCUGGGGGCCCAGCCUGGAUGCAGGACCUGGAUAUAGUCUCACAAGUGCUGAGUAAAGGAGAGAUGAUCACGCUCCUCUGUGUGGGCUGCACCCUCGUGACACAGCCCCUGGUGUGGCUGGCCUUCCUCGCAGCCGGGGCGUGCUGCUGACCGUGCUCAGGUACUGCUGCCAGCAAUCUCUGCAGCAGGGCUGCCUCUCUUCUUGACUUCUCAAGGUGGUCUCUACAGGGCUAUUCGUGCUUCCAGGAAACUGAUUCUGUAUGAAAUAAAAUACCUCCAUUUUCCUGA
Messenger RNA from Gavia stellata (red-throated loon), 1777 nucleotides. RefSeq names its product ribosomal RNA processing 36 (gene RRP36). The transcript has 7 exons. Gene Ontology annotation, cellular component: 90S preribosome; nucleolus. Gene Ontology annotation, biological process: maturation of SSU-rRNA from tricistronic rRNA transcript (SSU-rRNA, 5.8S rRNA, LSU-rRNA). NCBI's taxonomy places the organism in Eukaryota, Metazoa, Chordata, Aves, Gaviiformes, Gaviidae. The record is from RefSeq and is a predicted model, not a curated record.